AACGUGUUUAGUUUUUGUCAAUCUAAGUCUAGUACUCUAUAUAUCUAUGACAAUAAGUAAACCUACCAUCCAAUACAUAUAUGAUAUAUGUACAUGCUUUUGAUUAAGAUAUGUAAUUAACAUUAAUUUAAGAGCCAAAGCUAAUAGAAGAACAGUUCUGUAGUCCAUUUCUUCUUCUGUUAUCCAUACCAUAAAUACCACAAAGCAUUUACUUUCCCAUCCAUCAAUCCAACUUUUUAUCUUUUGAGUUUUGCCUUGGCUAUAUACCAGCUCACAGUUUCAUAAAUAUUCCUUUGGAGAUCAAAAGCUUCAAAAUAUCCUUCAAUGGAACCAACUAGGAAUGUUGUUUCUAUACCAGAGGCUCCUCCGAGUCCAAACACCCCACUGCAGGAUCCAAACGAAAGCAAGAAGAAACUAGUGAUACUCGAAGAUCAAGACGAAGAGGAAAUUGAAGAGGUGAAUCGUCCCAAUACUGUCCUGUUAUUAGAUCUAGAGCUUUCUAAUACUAGUAAGGAUUCAACUUCAAACAGUAGUGGGUUCAACCCAGAACUCAAUCUCAUCGACAGUCUGCAAAUGGGUGGUUCAUCAUCAGAAACAGAUCAAAGCAGCCCUGGUGAUCAAGGGGCAGCAGAGCCAAGAGUUUUCUCAUGCAACUAUUGUCAAAGAAAGUUCUACAGCUCACAAGCACUUGGAGGACACCAAAAUGCACACAAAAGAGAGAGGACUCUAGCAAAGAGAGGACAAAGGCAGUUGAUGGCGUCAACAGCAGCGGCCGCUGGUUUUGGUGGUUACCCUUACUUCCAUCAUCACAACCACCCUUACUUUUCGAGCAUGGCUUCUCUGCCUCUUCAUGGUGCCUAUAACAACAAGUCUUUGGAUAUUCAGGUCCACUCAAUGAUUCACAAGCCUAGUGGUAGUGGUAGUGGUAUUGGGUUUGGAAGUUCGUAUGGAAAUCGUGGGCACAAGUCAUCAAGACCCAUUUUUGAUCAACAACCAGCGAUUGGAAAACUGGCACCACAGAAUUUUCAAACCACAUCAUCAUCAAGAGGUAGUAGUACUAGUAGUGUGGGAAGAUUUGACAUGGCAAAUGUUGGUUGGUUGGAAAACGGCAGUCGUUUCAGGAGUGGUCAACACGAAGAAAUGAAGAACCUAGACUUGUCCCUCAAGCUCUAGUAGUUCACACCUAUCUAGCUAGCUAACUAGGCUGUAGAAUUCUUCUUCUUCUUGAUUCAUUGUAUCAUAUAAUGUUCAUCUGUUUUCUGUCAGGAUACUAAGAUGUGGCUUUUC
Messenger RNA from Rosa rugosa (rugosa rose), 1287 nucleotides. Its product is annotated as zinc finger protein 1-like. The record is from RefSeq and is a predicted model, not a curated record. Lineage: Eukaryota; Viridiplantae; Streptophyta; Magnoliopsida; Rosales; Rosaceae. The transcript has a single exon. The coding region runs from base 325 to 1173 and encodes 282 amino acids. Gene Ontology annotation, biological process: negative regulation of abscisic acid-activated signaling pathway.